Molecule: messenger RNA, 1737 nt
Organism: Cannabis sativa
Lineage: Eukaryota; Viridiplantae; Streptophyta; Magnoliopsida; Rosales; Cannabaceae
Product: jasmonate-induced oxygenase 4
Exons: 4
Coding region: 398-1420 (340 amino acids)
Source: RefSeq, a predicted model, not a curated record
UUUUUAAUGGCCUCUGGAUUUUGAAUGGACUUUUAGAUUUGUUUUGGAAAAAUGUGCAAGAAUCGAUAUAUAUAUAUAUAUAUAUUAUUAGUUUUUUGGGCUAUAAUUGAAUAUGAUAUCCCAACUUGAAUUCUAGAAAACAGUACAUACAGGAUCCACAAAAAUAUUUAUAUACCAUAAAAGUAAAAUUCCAAUUCCAAUUGCGAUUUCCAUUUUUGUGAUUUCCUCCUUGAGCUAGUAGUAUCUGAAGAACAACCUUUUCAAAAGUCACAAUCAACCAAACCAUUUUCGAAAGCAGAUUAUAAAAGUUCAAAUAGCCUUACCAAAAACAAACUUCCAAAUUAAGGAGAAAGCAGCUAGCUGAACGUGAAAACUCAUCCUUCACUAACCAUUUCCAAUGGGGUCUCUUCCAAAAUCUGUACAAGAAUUGGCUCUCCAAGGAGAACAAGUACCUGAAAACUUUUUGUACAAAGAUGGUCAUGGUGGAUCUACAGAUGUCCCAGUCAUGGAUAUUCCAGUUGUUGAUAUUGGUCUUCUUGCUACUUCUGCACAAGAGCUUCAGAAGCUCAACUCAGCUCUCACCAACUUUGGUUGCUUUCAGGGAAUAAACCAUGGUAUGUCACUUGAAUAUUUGAAUCAAGUGCGUGAAAUCACAAAAGAAUUUUUCCAUCUUCCAUUGGAAGAGAAGCAGAAAUACUUGAGAGAAGAAAACGAUAUUGAAGGGUAUGGGAAUGACAUGGUUCUUUCAGAUCAACAAAAAAUUGAUUGGAGUGACCGUCUCUACCUUGUUAUAUACCCUGAAGAUCAGAGGAAGCUCAAACAUUGGCCUGAAAAUCCCAAAAAUUUUCGGUCUAUGACACAUGAAUAUUCUGUGAAGAUUCAAUCAAUAAGCCAGGUUAUCCUUAAGGCCAUGGCAAGGUCACUGAACUUGGAAGAGAAUUGUUUUGUGGAGCAGUAUGGGAAAAGAUCAAAACUUUAUGAAAGGUUCACCCUAUACCCGAGAUGUCCAAGGCCCGACCUUAUUGUUGGUUGCAAACCACAUGCAGAUGGGUCGGCGAUCACUCUUCUCUUGCCCGACAAAUCGGUUGAGGGUCUGCAGAUUUUGAAAGACAACCAGUGGUUCAAAGCUCCUAUCAUUCCUGAGGCUCUUCUGGUUAAUGUUGGUGAUCAAGCUGAGAUAUCGAGUAAUGGAGCGUUUAAGAGCCCGCUACAUAAAGUGUUGACAAAUUCAGAAAGGGAGAGGAUUUCUUUGGCUGUCUUUUAUGUGCCAGAGCCGGAUAAAGAGAUUGGACCUUUCGAAGGGCUGAUCGACGAAUCAAGACCCAGAUUGUACAGACCAGUCAAAAACUAUGUUGACAUUUAUUUCCAAUACUAUCAGCAGGGGAGGAGGCCAAUGGAAGCAUCAAAAAUCCAAGACUAACACUCCCAUCUCUUAUAAUUAAGAAACUUAAUAAUAUGUUCUUUGUUGACUUCUAUUUUAGCUCUUUUUAUGUUUUCCUAUAAUAUUUGUGAGGUAUCAAAAAUAAGAUGAUGCAGCUUACAUAGGAAACAUAUUGCUUGUUUUCAAUGCCAAUUCUUUAGGACGGUAAAACUACUUCUAUAUUGUGCCAAUUUCUUUGGAUUCUACUAAUACUUGUUUCUUUAUAAGGAGUGUAAGAAUGUAACACAAUAUUAAGACAUGCAUACUUAGUAGCUUAUUUCAUCUCUCAUUUAAUUAGACUGUAGUCUAAAUCACAA